GGCGGAGUUAGCAGUGAAGUUUAGCCUAGCAGGAAACACCGAGGCAGCGCCGUAGCAGGGAAAGAAAGCAAGCCACCUCGGUUUAGUUUUAACCGGUCCUCAGAUGUGAGAUUUUCUCUGCAAAUACGUUGUCGCUUGGAUCCUGGGAGUACUCGCUUUCGGUCUGCUCAUAUUUUCAUUGACUUGAUAAGACGAGAGAAUUCGUAGCGAACUAAAUAGCAGGCGCUGGCCGGAGGUGGAAUCUGCUUCAGCGGCUGUAGACGGUGGACAUCGGCGGAGCAACGGCCGUUUUGUAUCAGCAAGCGUCAGUGGGCCUGCAGGCUCCACGUUGGUGCUGAGACAGGAUGAAAAGGUUCAGGCGACAUGGCCAGGAGUCCCAGAGGGAUCGACUGAAACAAGAGCUCUUCCAGUUUAAUAAGACAGUGGAACAUGGAUUCCCCCACCAGCCCAGCGCCCUGGGCUACAGUCCCUCCCUGCAGCUGCUUGCCAUCGGCACCCGCUCCGGGGCCAUCAAACUGUACGGAGCUCCAGGUGUGGAGUUCAUGGGUCUACAUGACGAGAAUGCUGCCGUCACACAGGUGCACUUUAUGCCCCACCAGGUUGAACUGGUGACUUUGCUGGAUGACAACAGUCUGCACAUGUGGACUUUAAGAGGCCACAAGGGCCUUUCUGAACUUCUGGAGAUUGGACGCUUCACACUCACUGGACCUCCUGGUGCUCCUCCAAGUGUGACCAGAGUGACUGCAGUACUGGCUCACGCCUCAGGGGAGCUGCUGCUGUUGGGGACAGAAGGAGGACAUGUGUUCAUAGUUGAAGUCCCUGGAUUUAGAGAGCUGGAAGAGCGGAAUAUCAGCCUUGACCAGGUCGCUGCUAGCGUGCCAGACGACUACAUCGGCCGCCGGAAUCUGGAACACGUAGAGGCCUUACAAGAAAACCCAAUCAACCCAAAUCAGGUUGUUAUUGGCUAUGGACGGGGUCUCAUGGUCAUCUGGGAUUUAGAGAAGCAGUGUGCCAUCCAGCAUAUCCCUGCCACACAGCAACUGGAGAGUGUGUGGUGGACUGAGGACGGAAGCUACAUUCUCAGUUCACACAGCGAUGGAAGCUAUUGUCGAUGGAUGGUGGGUGGUGAGGAUGUGAAUGAAGAGGAGGAAAAAUCUGACAUUCCUUACGGACAUUUCCCCUGCAAGGCCAUUUCUAAAAUAAUUCAGCUCCCUACAGAAGAAGGGCCUCCAUUCCUGCUGUUCAGUGGUGGUAUGCCCAGAGCCAGCUACGGGGACAGACACUGUAUCACAGUGAUCCACAGUAAGACCCAUGUAGCUCUGGACUUCACCUCCAGGAUCAUCGACUUCUUUGUCAUCAGAGAUGGACUGCAGCAUACAGGAGAUCCCAGUGCGCUGGUGGUCCUGGUGGAGGAGGAGCUGGUAGUGAUCGACCUGCAGACAGACUGCUGGCCUGUCAUUCAGACGCCUUAUCUGGUCCCUCUCCACAGCUCCGCCAUCACCUGCUCCCACCACGUCUCUGCCAUACCCCUUAAAUUGUGGGAGAGGGUCAUCGCUGCUGGAGAGCUGCAGCAUACACACUACUCUAAAAAGCCAUGGCCAAUAACAGGUGGUCAGAACCUAGCUCCAGAUCCUCCACAGAGAGACCUGCUGCUCACAGGGCAUGAGGAUGGAACAGUGCAUUUCUGGGAUGCAUCCGGAGUCUGUCUGUAUCCCUUGUAUAAACUGAGCACAGCUGGAGUGUUCCACACAGACACUGAUCCUAAUGACAACAUGAACCAAGGGGCUGAAGGAGAGUGGCCGCCAUUCAGAAAGGUUGGCUGUUUUGACCCUUACAGUGACGACCCGAGGCUUGGAAUUCAGAAGAUCCAUCUCUGUAAAUAUAGCGGUUAUCUGACUGUAGCUGGCACGGCGGGACAGAUCCUGGUGCUGGAGCUGAAUGACGAGGCAGCAGAACAGACAGUGGAGGCUAAAGUUGUAGACUUGCUACAGGGCCAAGAGGGAUUCCGAUGGAAGGGUCACACUCGGCUUGAUGUGCGUGAGGAGCCAGUGCUGUUUCCUCCAGGCUUCCAGCCCUUUGCUCUGGUCCAGUGCCAGCCCCCUGCUGUGGUCACUGCCCUCACACUGCACUCAGAGUGGAAGCUGGUAGCAUUUGGCACCAGCCACGGCUUUGGGUUGUAUGAUUAUCAGCAGAAGAACAACGUCCUCAUCAAGUGCACACUAAACCCCAGUGACCAGCUGGCCAUGGAAGGUCCUCUGUCGAGAGUAAAGAGUAUAAAGAAAUCCCUCCGACAGUCCUUCAGAAGAAUCCGACGCAGCAGAGUCUCUCUACGAAAACAUCACGUCAACAACACUGCCAAGCUCCAGGAGGCUAAUGCUCGUUUAGAGGCUGAACUUGCAGAGAUGGAGCUGGCUCCCGUCCAAAGGAAAAUAGAAGCCCGUUCCUCAGAUGACUCCUUCACCGGUCUUGUACGGACGCUCUACUUUGCUGACACCUUCCUUUCAGACAGUUCACAUAAUGCACCCUCCCUAUGGGCAGGAACCAAUGGUGGCUGUGUUUUUGCAUACAUGCUCCGCCUUCCUCCUGUUGAGCACAGAGCGGAUGAACCUGUCACCGCACAGCCAGCCAAGGAGAUCCAGCUGAUGCACCGUGCCCCUGUUGUCGGUAUCGUGGUGUUGGAUGGUCAUGGGGCUCCUCUGCCUGAGCCACUGGAGGUGGCCCAUGACCUGUCUCGUUCUCCUGACAUGCAGGGCUCACACCAGCUCCUGGUCAUAUCUGAGGAACAGUUCAAGGUUUUCACCCUGCCAAAGGUGAGCGCUAAAAUGAAGUUGAAGCUGACAGCUGUGGAUGGCUCCCGAGUACGGAGGGUAGGCGUGGCCUGGUUCUGCAGCAGUCGGACGGAGGACUACGGUGAGAGCGGCCUCACGGUUCUGACAAAUCAAGGCGACGUCCAUGUGGUGUCACUGCCACAUGUCAAGAUGCAGGUCCAGUAUCCCUGCAUCCGCCGAGAGGACGUCAGCGGCAUCGCCUCCUGUGUUUUCACAAAGCAUGGCCAGGGCUUCUACCUGAUCUCUCCAUCAGAGUUUGAACGGUUCUCUCUGUCCACCUGCCACCUAGUCGAGCCUCGCUGUCUGGUGGAGGCUCCUCUUCACUCCGGCUCCUCCAACCAACAUCGGUCACAACCUGAUGGAGCUUCAUCUGCUCAUAGGACCAGACAAGAAAGUGAGGAUGCAGAAAGUGCAGCUAGACGUGUUAUGGAGCAUGCUUUGCUGAAUGACGAGAAAGUACUUCAGGAGAUUCAGAAGUCACUAGAAGGAGACCAGACAUCCUUCCUGGAGAAUAAUGUGAAGAGUGCUGUUGCUUGAGGGGCAUCCGGUGACAGCUGAGAGAACGGAGAUGUUGACAUGUAUGAAGCAUACUGUAGUCCUGCAGCAGUGUUUGCCAGCUGCUCAGCUCACAUAACCACUACUGACCCCUCGCCUCUGUGUGCGACUACCCCCACACCACACCACCCCACCCCACCCCAUAGAGAGACACUAAAGGGCUCUUGGUAGUAGCGCUCUCUGGAGCUCCACCAAGCUGUUGAAGACUUGUGGAGCACACAGAGUUUGAAGAAGGAGACGCCACCUGUGCCUAAGGACCACACUGUCGCCACAGCAUGGUCACGCUUCCCAUUUAACACACAGCCACGUGAAGCACAUUCCUGACAUUGGACUAACGGCAUACUUCAUUAAGCCAGCAUCCUAUGACUGCCAUAGAUGCCUCUCGUUGAAGCAGACUUAAACACCCUCUUCAUUCUGAAAGCCUUCAUUGCCACCAGCCUGGGAAGGAUUUGUACAAUCACUAUCCUCUGUGGGGCAUCUCACCAGUCUUCAUCUCCUCAUGUGGACAUUAAGCUGGAAGAAAUGCAGGGAACGCUUUAAAUAAUGUUGAUGAAAAUAUUUUGUUGUUUAAAGGUGAUAGACUGACUUUAUUAAUCCCCAGAGGGAAAUUCUGUGAUGUGGUUCGUGCCUGUCUUCUGAAACCUCACAUUUAAUGUACGGAGGCCCACUUCUGCCAUUAAAUGAAAAAAAAAAGAUGAAAAGUUAAGACUGACUUAAAAAAAAUCUAAACUACUCGCUCUCAGUCCAAAUUAUGAGAUACUAGAUUAAAGUUGAGUUGAAGUCAAAAUGUUAUACACUAACUUUAUACUAUGUCUUUUUGAGUUAAAUUAAUCCCAAGUGAUCGAUUCAGACAAAGGAAAUCAAAUUUUUAGUUUUUGUCUUUUUGCUUCAUUGUUUCUGAGCUUUAAAAUCAUGAAACAUUGAGUAAAAUUGUUUAGUAAUUUUGACUUAGUACCUUAAUUCAGUGUUAAAAAUUCAAAGUUAAUUUAAACAUUGUGUUAUGUCAUUUUUUUAGGACUCUCAUACCUUCCAUAAAGCAUGUUAAGUCAUUAUUUGUAUUUAAAUAUUUUGACCUAAUUUUUUGUUCUAAUUUUUUUAACUCUGCUCAUAGUUUUUACAUGCAUGCAGGUUUUCAAUAUUUAUUCAAUCCCAUACUUCCUGCUUGACUGUUUUGCUUACUGGUAUUGUAAUUUGAACUCGAGUCAUAACUUUGCCUUACAGUCAAACUUUACUGUUAAAAGCUGACAAAAUUUCAUCUUUCUUGUUUUUUUUUUCCUUUAAGUUUUGACUUUAUCGAGCUACUCAUUCAGAUGAACAAUCGAGGGAAAAUCAUUGGUGAUGCCCCAGACAGAAAAACAGGACAGGGAAGUUGUUUUGUGUAUGUUUGAAUCACACUGAUGUUAACUUUUGUUGUUGUUAUGUACUAAGUAAAAGCAUUACACACUGUAUUGUGCCCCUGUACACUGCUAGCACAGCCCAGUCACCACAAUCCACUCUAAGAUAAACCGGCCAUAGGUACUUCUGCACUACUGCAGAGCUCACAAUGCUGUAAGUUUUGGGGGGGGGGAUUAGCUUUCUUAUUUUCUUUGUUUUUGUUUUUUUAAAACAAUGUUUUUUUUUUGUAAACCUGUUUUUAUGCCAGCAAUGAAUAAUGUAAUUUAGGAAUGUAAUUGUAAACUAUUGUAGUGAAUUUUUUAAUAUAUAUAUAUAUAUAUAGAGAGAGAGAGAGAAAGAGUAUGUAUGUGACUCUGUACCUGUGGGCCUGUUUUAAUUGGGGUUGGCUGCUAUUUAGACCACACAAGGAAAUAUUUUGGUACUGUGUCUCAGUAUGCUGGGUAUUUUAGCAUCAGCGUAGAAUCUAUUUUUGUAGUGAACUGAUUGCCCUAAUUGUUUUUGUUUGCAAGUAGCUUCACACUACAGGAUAAUUAUUAUUACAUGUUUUUCCCAAAAAUGAA
Messenger RNA from Acanthochromis polyacanthus (spiny chromis), 5338 nucleotides. RefSeq names its product LLGL scribble cell polarity complex component 2 (gene llgl2). Gene Ontology annotation, molecular function: myosin II binding; GTPase activator activity. Gene Ontology annotation, cellular component: plasma membrane; cytoplasm; cortical actin cytoskeleton. The coding region runs from base 345 to 3365 and encodes 1006 amino acids. The transcript is spliced from 27 exons. The record is from RefSeq and is a predicted model, not a curated record. NCBI's taxonomy places the organism in Eukaryota, Metazoa, Chordata, Actinopteri, Pomacentridae. Gene Ontology annotation, biological process: regulation of Notch signaling pathway; establishment of spindle orientation; regulation of establishment or maintenance of cell polarity.